CAACAUUGUUGCCCGCAACAGGUUUUUCGAAGAACAGCCUGGAGUAAACGCAAAUCUUAUUAUAAGCUUGAUUUGAACGUUAUGAAAGGAAUUGAUUCGAAGGGAGUAGUGCAGAAAAUUUGUUGAUAAUAAUUUUCGCUCCACUCGCAACCGGUUUCAUUUGUAAAUAUAGUGAACAACGGUCUAAUUUGAUCGAAAAAUGGAUUCUUAUCUCGGAACUUGUCAUGUCAUGUGGCAAAACGUGAAUAAACAUUGGCACACCAUCGUUGGUCUCCUAUAAUAACCUUGUGUCAGACCCAGCUGAAGUUACACUGUGUGCGAAUGUAUUCGUAAGCAUAGAUGACGUACAAACAAUCACGGAUGCAGUUGCGUGGCAAAUCCAGCGUAUAGUGACGGAAGAUAGGCACCAUCAUGAAAGUAAGGCAUCGAGCUGGUGUGGCAGCAUUGCUGUUGGUGGUUCUAAUGGUGCUGCAAAUAAUACCGCCCAGCUCUGCUCAUGGCUGGGGCUCGGAAGAUAUGGAACUUUUCGAUCUCGUGGAGGAGGUGAAUGAAAAUUUCUACACACUCAUGAACAUCAAUCAAACGGCGACGCUGGCCGAAAUUAAGCGUGCGUUCCGAACGCUUUCGGUGGUACUCCACCCGGACAAGAAUGAUGCGGAAGAUGCAAACAUUCGGUUUCGCAAUCUUGUUUCGGUUUACGAGAUUUUAAAGGACCCGGGAAAGCGAGAAAAAUAUGAUAAAGUGCUGAAGGAAGGUAUGCCCAACUGGAAAUCUGCACUUUACUACUACCGCCAUGUGCGAAAAAUGGGAAUGGUCGAGAGUGCCACAAUUCUGUUUGUUGUUAUCACCGUGAUGCAGUAUUUUGUAGCCUGGGCAGCAUAUAUUGAGAAAAAAUAUACAGCGGAACAAAUUGUGGGCAGCAAGCUUAAGAAGCUAAACAAGAAAAAACAGACAAACGUACAAUUGGAAGAGCUAAUAAAUGAAAUACCACUGCCCAGCAUUAAGAACACAUUACCCUGCCAGAUUCCCAUGUGGGUUUGGAACACAGUGACCGGUACACCGGCAGCCAUCCGAAUGAUGUUCGAGCUUUAUUCGCAGCAGAAGAAACAGAAAGAGGAGGAACUUCAACGGGAGAAGGAAGAGAUCGAACUGCAAGCAACGUUCGAAGAGCAACGGGCACGAGAAAAAGAAAAUCGCAUCCUGCGUAAACGAUCGAAAAAAAUGGUAGUCCCGGAGAAAACGGAUGAAGAGCUGGCCGCGUACGGUCAGCGCAUUAUGAAACCUGCACGCGACGGUGAUGCGGACAAGAACACGCACACUCCUUUACCACAAUCUGGAGGCCUCUGGACGGAGGACGACCUGACGGAGCUGGUCCGGCUGGUGAAGAAAUAUCCUGGCGGUACCAGUAAUCGCUGGGAAAUAAUAGCGGAAAUGAUGCAGCGAAGCGUAGAAGAAAUCACUUACAUGGCCGCAAAGAUGAAGGAUUGCGGGUAUCGGCUACCGCAUCAGUCGGAAGGAACAAAUUCGUCCGAAUCAGGGCAAGCGUUUUCGACUGGUGUGACCGGUUCGGCAAAGGUGAAAACGAAAACGCGCGACACCGGCACGAACGAAACAGCGACCAGCAACUGGACACAGCAACAGCAGCAAGCACUCGAGGUUGCUAUUCAAAAAUAUCCGAAAUCGGCUAACUAUGACCGGUGGCAGAAGAUUGCUAAUAGUGUGCCGGGAAAAUCGAAGGAGGAGUGCGUAGCGCGUUACAAAUAUCUAGUGGAGCUGGUGAAGAAGCAAAAGAGUGCCAAUCCAGUUGAUGACACGUCGCAGGACGUGAAAACUUCGGACGAACCUGCACCGAAGGAAGAUUUAAAAUCGACAAAUGAAGAUAACGUCGCGCCAUCGGUAGGUGAAGACGUGGUGGAGGACGAUAAUGUUACAUCGCUACCGGUAGUUGGUGGAAAGAGCCAGGCUAAGAGUAAACGACGGGAGCGUAAGAAAGCGAAAGCUUAUUACAGUUACUCGGAUGAUUCGGAUAUGUCCUACGAAGCUGAAGAAAUAUAAACGCUUGCCGCCCGUUAUGAAACGUG
This is a messenger RNA of Anopheles moucheti, 2081 nucleotides long. RefSeq lists its product as uncharacterized. Gene Ontology annotation, cellular component: endomembrane system. The transcript is spliced from 4 exons. Bases 412 to 2055 code for a protein of 547 amino acids. Lineage: Eukaryota; Metazoa; Arthropoda; Insecta; Diptera; Culicidae. The record is from RefSeq and is a predicted model, not a curated record.